Molecule: messenger RNA, 1029 nt
Organism: Telopea speciosissima
Lineage: Eukaryota; Viridiplantae; Streptophyta; Magnoliopsida; Proteales; Proteaceae
Product: polygalacturonase-like
Exons: 4
Biological process (GO): carbohydrate metabolic process
Molecular function (GO): polygalacturonase activity
Source: RefSeq, a predicted model, not a curated record
CAACUUAGGGGCAAAACCGACUCGACUCAAGCAUUCCUUAGUGCAUGGGCAGGCGCUUGUGGCUCUUUUGACUCCGCCAUCAUCUAUGUGCCGCCGGGGCGGUAUUUACUUAAUCAAGCCCGUUUCAAUGGGAAUUGUAAGAACACAAAUAUCACAAUAAGGAUUGAUGGGACCCUUGUUGCCCCAACAGAUUAUCGUGUUAUCGGCAAUGCCGGAACUUGGCUUUUGUUUGAUAAAGUUAUCGGUGUUUCCAUCUACGGUGGAUCACUUGAUGGGCAAGGAUCAGAUUUGUGGGCUUGCAAGGCUGCUGGAAAUACUUGCCCCACCGGAGCUACGAAUCUAGGAUUUACAAACUUGAAAUACAUCGUAAUCAACGGAUUAACAUCGCUAAAUAGCCAAAUCUUCCACAUUGUUAUCGACGGCUGCAAUAAUGUUAACAUUCAAGGGGUGACAGUUGCAGCUGCAGGGAAUAGUCCCAACACUGAUGGCAUUCAUGUACAAAUGUCAACCGGUGUUACGAUCAUUGGCGCUAGCAUUAAGACCGGCGACGAUUGCAUCUCGAUCGGUCCGGGCACCUCUACCUUGUGGAUCGAGCGCAUAUCUUGUGGGCCUGGACAUGGCAUCAGCAUAGGAAGCCUUGGGAAGACUCUUCAAGAACCAGGGGUGCUAAACAUGACAGUUAAAAACGUUACAUUCACAGGUAGUGAGAAUGGGUUUAGAAAAAAAUCAUGGGGAAGGCCCAGCAAUGGAUUCGCAAGGGGUAUUCUUUUCCAAGAUGCAAUCAUGCAAAAUGUCGACAACCCCAUAGUAAUUGACCAAAAUUACUGCUUACAUGAGGAAGAUUGCCCCGGAAAGGUACAAUACUACAAGGGUCAUUUUGGAAAGGUAGUUUGUUAUCCUUGUUCUUAUUGUGGCGGGAUUAUUUUGGAAGAUGUACAACUUACUUAUCAGAAUCAACAAGCAGAAUCAUCUUGUGUCAAUGCAGGAGGAAUAGCUUAUGGUGUAGUUGAACCAUCUAACUGUUUGUAG